This is a messenger RNA of Eptesicus fuscus (big brown bat), 1711 nucleotides long. RefSeq names its product ALX homeobox 3 (gene ALX3). NCBI's taxonomy places the organism in Eukaryota, Metazoa, Chordata, Mammalia, Chiroptera, Vespertilionidae. Gene Ontology annotation, biological process: regulation of transcription by RNA polymerase II. The record is from RefSeq and is a predicted model, not a curated record. Gene Ontology annotation, molecular function: DNA-binding transcription factor activity, RNA polymerase II-specific; RNA polymerase II transcription regulatory region sequence-specific DNA binding. The transcript has 4 exons. Bases 1 to 1032 code for a protein of 343 amino acids.
AUGGACCCCGAGCGCUGCGCGCCUUUCGGCUUGGGGCCCGGGCCCGACCCCUAUGCGGCCGCUGGGGACGAGCCUCCGGGCGGCCAGGGGACCUCCGCCCCAGCGUCUCACCUGCAUCCCGCGCCGCCCCGAGGCCCACGACUGACCCGCUUCCCGGCCUGCGGGCCUCUGGAGCCCUACCUCCCGGAGCCGGCCAAGCCGCCCGCCAAGUACCUGCAGGACCUCGGGCCUGGCCCGGCGCUCAACGGCGGCCGCUUCUACGAGGGCCCGGCGGAAGCCGAGGAGAAGGCCCCCAGGGCUGCCAGCUUCCCCCAGCUGCCCGUGGACUGCCGAGGGGGCCCCAGAGACGGGCCCUCCGCCCUGCAAGGCUCCCCGGGCCCUGGCCUGGCCAGCCUGCGCGUCCCCCUGUCCCCGAGACUCCCUGACUCCAUGGAGUUGGCCAAGAACAAGAGCAAGAAGCGCCGCAACCGCACGACCUUCAGCACGUUCCAGCUGGAGGAGCUGGAGAAGGUUUUCCAGAAGACCCACUACCCCGACGUGUACGCCCGGGAGCAGCUGGCUCUGCGCACCGACCUCACCGAGGCCCGGGUUCAGGUCUGGUUCCAGAACCGCAGAGCCAAGUGGCGGAAGCGGGAGCGUUAUGGGAAGAUCCAGGAGGGGCGGAACCCCUUCUCGUCCGCCUAUGACAUCUCCGUGCUGCCCCGAACGGACAGUCACCCCCAGCUGCAGAACUCCCUGUGGCCCAGCCCCACGUCGGGGAGCCCCUCCGGGCCCUGCCUCGUGUCUCCAGAGGGCAUCCCCUCCCCCUGCAUGUCUCCGUACUCCCAUUCGCACGGGAACGUGGCUGGCUUCGUGGGGGUGCCGGCCUCCCCCGGAGCGCACCCUGGCCUCUACUCCCUCCACAGCUUCUCCCCUGCCCUGGGGGACCACAGCUUUGAGGCCGCCCCCGAUGUCGACUAUAAGUCUCCAAGCCUCGUCUCGCUCAGGGUGAAGCCCAAGGAGCCGCCCAGCCUGCUGAACUGGACCACGUGAUCAGACGUGUGGACACGCAGACUAAGCUGCCACCCCCUUCCCUGUGCCCGGCUGCUCCCACCCCACCCUGGCCUGGAUGCCAGAAGGACACACCUUUGCCUCAGAGCUCCAGAUGGUUCCCAGGGCGGACAGAGCAGCUGGGGCCCUCAGCUUCUCGCUGAGUCUUUUCUCUUAGAAUAAGGCGGGCUGCCCCAGGAGAGGGCCUGGAAGCCAGUGGGACUCUUCCUGCCACACACUGGGUCCCGCACCCAGACGCUGGGCUGGAGACUGCGUCCUGCCUCCUCCUUCAGACUUCGUCCGAGGGUCACUGUUGCCCCUCCGACGGAACUGGCUUCACUGGCUCCUCAUUCGGGGAAUGCAGGAAAAUGGGAGCAGGACGGGGCUGAAGCAGAGGAUCUGGUGACUUAGGGGAAAGCAGAAUCUCCUGAGACCACCUGGGGCCUCACUCCCCUUCCCGCCACCAGGGGGCGUGCACCCAGCGUCUGGCAUUGACGAGGGCCUGGAAGCUGAAGGGAGCUGGUGCUCAGGUCUCCCUGAUCCAGCCCCCCUUCCUUCUCCCCUGUGCCCCUCCCCAACAUGCUGUGGAGUCCUCUCCCCUCCAAGGGGCAGACAUUUUACCAGAAACCACCAAAUACUUGGAUUCUCCCCCAGGGGGUCAGGCCAGAGCUAUGCCACGGAG